AUGAACAAUCUCAACCCUCAUCUGUCAGACAUUACCGUCAACCUCGGCUAUCCACCGCGGCGAGAGAGCAGCACCAAGCGAACAGUAGCAGCAGCAACGUCGUACUUUUCCAUCAAGGACAAAGUGCUGGAACCGCGACGGUUUUUUCAAUACAGCAGUCGAAAAUAUCGCCAACGGACGCGCUGGGGACGAUUCUUCUUGCUUGGCGCCGGCCUCUUUCUGUUUAUUUUCAUUUUCGGAUACAUACCCUUUUUCAACUUUGCAAAGACAGCUUCGACGUUAACGACUCCUACUUCUGCGGGUACUGCAGUUGCUGCAGAGCCGCAACGUGACCAGAUCCUCCUGUAUCGCAUCAUCGGCAAUGAUCUUCCGCCGCGGCACAAAGAGGGCCAGACCCUGUCGAAUCUGCACUUUAUUUUGGAGCACGAGCCCUCGUUUCCAAACUUUCGCAAAAUAUUUUUGUUAAACCGCAUUUCCGAUCCUACCAGCGAAGCUGCUGUCGUGCGCUUGUUGGAAAAAUACGGCAUGGAGUACAUCCGUGUUCCCUUUGUCGAAGAAGAGUACAAGCAGCUGGACUUUCGGCUGGAGCAUUUUCCUGAGCCAGACUUUUUGCAUUCUGAUGAUUACCGCCGACUCUCCAAAGUUGCAAAGCUGCGUACACUGGAUUACACAUACCAUGACAAAAACCUUUAUGCAAUGAACAAUAAUGGAGGACGUAAUACGGCUAUACAACAUGGCCGAUCUAUCAGCAACGCACGCUGGAUCAUGCCUUUUGAUGGCAACUGCUACUUGAGCCACAACGCAUUCAACGAGAUCAAAACGCAGCUCGAUCGGCACGGCGCAGACACCAAAUAUUUCGUCGUACCAAUGACUCGUCUGUUGAAUAACUCGGUGCUGUUAAAUAACUUGGACGAAAAACCCAAAGCAUUGGAGGAACCACAGAUUAUUUUUCGAUACGAUGCAACCGAAGAAUACAAUCUGAACAUGCGGUAUGGUCGACGCAGUAAGCUCGAGUUGCUAUGGAGACUUGGUGCAAAGGAAGAUCGUCGCUUAAAUCGACCCACGGUUGCUUGGGAACCGAUCGAGCGUCCAUACAGCAAGGACAAGGGAAACUUUCGUACGAUCGGGUGGGUUUUUCGACUGUUUUCGGGCAAUCAGCAGCAGGAGGAGAACAAAAAGGAGGCGUCAUCGAUCCGUGCAUUUAAUCGACUCUUGGCGAUUCAGUCAUCGUUGGACGGUCUAGAUGAGCAGAUUGCGCGACGGACGUUCCGACAAGAUCGUCUGUUCUUAUACAACGAGACCGAAAUGGCGAGCAUUCGACAAGCGUAUUGGAGCAAAGACGGACAUGUGGCGACAAUGAUGGAGGAGCUGGAAAAGCGCGCAGAGGUCAUCUUGGAGGAUACGCAAAAACGUCUCGCACCAAUGUCGGUGACGGAUGACAUGGAUUCAGUAGGGCCUGAGGAACUGCCGUCGUUGUUUGCAAAAGAAGAUGCGUCAGCUUAUUUAGGACCACUCUCGCAGAACGUGACAACGUUAACGUUGGCAAACUACUUCUUGGGAGCGGAAAAGUACGGGCGAUGGGCAGCAAACUUGGUGCGCGUAUAUUUCCUUAACGAGUUUGCGCUUGAAGACCAGGACGAAUACAGCUCUGCACGCAUGAUUCCGGACAACACGCAUCUUCUGGACUUUUUGUCAGACCAAGGCUAUUCGUUCCCCAGCCUCAGUCGGGUACCCCGAGUUGUACCAAAAUACACUACGAAUCGGAUCGUUAAAGCAUCAGAUCUCACAAAAACUGACAUCACCGCCUUGCUCGACUCGAUGCGGCUUUUGCGUCGCACGCAGAUGCUCACGCAUAAGGAAUACAUUGAGCUCCAGGCAUCCAUGGCAGAGGUGUUGGAGUUCCUCAUCACCUCACCCACCGGUAUCCAUCUUGCACAGUUGACAAAUCACCAUGGGGUGCUGUACGACCUGCAGGUAACCGCCCUUGCAGCGUUCACAGACGAUGUUCGACUGUUGCUUCGUGUAGCCAACCGGUGCCGCAUGCGGAUCGGCAAACAGUUUAUGGCGGAUGGCUCACAGCCGUAUCAGGACGCGUCUGUCCAGACACGAUUGCAGUCACUGUCCGUUCCUGCCGGCGAUGCUGGCGCUCUGCUUUUGCAAUAUGAGACACUUAAUCUUCGGUAUUGGACCAUGCUUGCAAGGGGGGUCCAAAACACUGGCGUGGCCAAGGACAUCUGGCACUACACUGCCAAGAACUUUGGACGGAUAUCGCAUACAGUGGUAGCACAUUUGAAGAACCAUGCCACGAGCUCACCGUAUGUCAAGGCGCAGCUUGCCCCGUUGGCACACAUGGCGCGCUAUGCCUUCCUUUACAGCGAUGUAGAUCCAAGCAGACAAGAUAUAAUUUCUGAUCGACAGUGGAUACUUGACUAUGCUUCUGAUUUCCAACCUGUUGACGACAAUGGCACCGUUGCAUUCUUAAUUCAAUAA
Molecule: messenger RNA, 2490 nt
Organism: Zychaea mexicana
Lineage: Eukaryota; Fungi; Mucoromycota; Mucoromycetes; Mucorales; Lichtheimiaceae
Product: alginate lyase-domain-containing protein
Exons: 3
Coding region: 1-2490 (829 amino acids)
Cellular component (GO): periplasmic space
Molecular function (GO): lyase activity
Source: RefSeq, a predicted model, not a curated record